AUGUCCCUCGACCACCAGCGGUCCCUCGUAUUUGGGUAUGAGAACCAAACGAACGCCGUACGCGCUUCGUUAUCGAUUUUCGGCCGCCUGCCAGCGGGGAGUUGCAAGACCCCGCCCACAUGCGGCGUGAUAUUCAAGGAGCUGUUCCUUGAGAUAGCUACCUCGAGGACGAGGAACGCACUCUGGACGUGGAAUGGCAAGAAAUCUGUGACGAGGAAGCUGGAUAGGGUGUGCAAGACUUGCCGGCGGACGGCCAAGGAGCAUCGCACAGAGGAUAGGAAGGCAUUGUGGGACUCCUUGCCGAGGAUGUAUGAUUUCAUUUGCUCAUGGGAUAAAUUUCGACAGCGGGAGGAGCAGGUUCUAUCGAAUAUUGGUGCAUUUAUCGAAGCUGCUAACAGCAUUUCGACAUAUCCUUCCAAGGACUCGCCAGCAGGGGACCUGUGGAUGUAUGGGGAUGGAAAGGAUUGA
Messenger RNA from Cyclocybe aegerita, 468 nucleotides. The record is from the annotation of a GenBank genome assembly. Lineage: Eukaryota; Fungi; Basidiomycota; Agaricomycetes; Agaricales; Hemipholiotaceae.